UUUGGCUAACCUGUGUAUUAGUAUGCUCUUUAUACAGAGAAGUAUCUUUAAGUGCAGUUUGAGGACUCUUCUUUUUAACUAUAAGGCAGAUAAGACUAACCGUAUCUCUACUUCUCCUUGACAGACCAGGCCCCAGUGAUGAGAUCUUGGGGGUCUCUGAUGGACCUUAGGGACGUAGAGGAGGUGGAAGAAGAACCAUCAGAGGUGGAAGAGAAGGACAAUGACACAUUAGGUAUAACUAUAUCUAUAUUUAUAUAUACAAGUAUGGGAUCUCUUAUGCCCCAUAAUUUAGAUAAACAUACUUUCAUUCAACUAAAAAUCUUUUAUUCAACUUUUCCUUGACAGAUCAAGCCCCAGUGAUGAGGUCUUGGGGGUCUCUGAUGGACCUUCAGAAUGGAGAGGAGGCAAAAGGAAUAGAACCAUCAGCAAAGGACUGGAGACCAAAACUGGAUCUCCCAAAUUCGAAGGUGGAAGAAGAGGCGAAUUAUAUAAAAUCGGAUCAAGCCCCAGUGAUAAAGUCUUGGAGGUCUCGGGGUGGAGAGAAGGCAGAAAGAGAAUCAUUAGCAAAGGACAAGAGACCAGAAAUUGAUCAUCUAGUUUCAAAAGUGAAAGAGGAGGAGAAUGAUAAUAAAACAGACCCAGCCUCAGUUAGGAGCUCGGGAUCUGUUAAAGAUAUGAUUUUAGAAAAAGAGCAGGAAGUUGAGACAGAUAACAUCGAUAUGGAGAAAGCAGAUGUCCUUCCAACAAAAGGCAACACUGAUCCCACUAAAUCAGAAGACAAAGGGGCUGUUGAAAAGAAAACCAUCAGUAAGAUUUUUUUUUUUUCAAAUGUAAAAAUGUGUUUAUUGUUUGAGAAAGUGGGUUUUGAACUUUUUAGUUUCACAUCCCCUUUCACCCAUAACAAGAAUAUCAAGAAUAUCCAGAAGUGUCCAAUUAGUCCUAAUUAUCCCAUAAGCUGCACUUUUACCAAUUAAAAAAACAGCAGAUAGACACCCUAAAUAUCACCUUAAAGUCAACGGGUCAAAUUCGCCCAUCCCUAUGAAGUGCCACCAGUCUGCCCUUCAAUCAAGUGCUUUUGGCCCUAUGUUUGUCAUUAAUUAAUAUUGGGCAAAUUUGCACCCUGGCAUUAACCCAUAGCAACCAAUCCUUUUUCAACUGGCUGCUAGUGAUCUGAUUGGUUGUCCUGGGAUCCUGGCCAGAUAAUCUGAAUGAGGGUGAAAGAAAUACAAAUUACGUUGUGUUUAUAUAAAAUAAUAUUUCUCUCGUCAUUAUAAUAUGGUCUUUAUAAUAAAUAUGUUUCCCCAGUUUUGCAGAACACCACUCGACUGUGGAAGCCCAAGUUGCGGCGCCCAACUUUUGUUUUUGGUAAGUGGAAUUUCAUUGAUCUGUCUAUAGGGACAAUGUCAGUGUAGGCUUGUGGUACCCCAGUGAGCUGUAAUGGGAAUUGCAUUCAAAUUCACUGCCCAUGUGCCUAUACCAUUGUCAUUAUACCCUGUUAGAUGCUUAGCUUUACAACUAUAAUUCCAAUUUUAUCAUUAUCCUAUGAUUUUUAUGAAAAAUAUUUCUUUUUAUCCAGUCAAACAAAAUGUCAUGCCAAGUUUGAAAGAAGGAGAGUUAGAGCCCCCAACUGCUGGUAAGUUAUACCAUUAUUAUACCCUUCCAUGUACAUAAUGAUAUUUAUAUUAUAUGCCAAGUACAUUGAGCUCAUAAAAUUAAUUAUAUCUAUAUUUUCCUACUAGAUACCACCAAAGCAGACGCUGGGCCUGUCAAUGUGUCGCCAAGGUGGAAAAAAGAUCAGUUACAUCGCCCAACUGCUGGUAAGUUAUACCACUAUUAUACCCUGCCAUGUACAUAAUGAUAUUUAUAUUGUAUGCCAAGUGUACUGAGCUCUUUAAAUUAAUUAUAUCUAUAUUUUCCUACUAGAUACCACCAAAGCAGACAAUGGGGCUGUCAAUGUCACCCCAAGGUGGAAAAAAGAUGAGUCACGUCGCCCAACUGCUAGUAAGUUAUACCAUUAUUAUACCCUUCCAUGUACAUAUUGAUAUUUAUAUUGUAUGCCAAGUGUACUGAGCUCUUUAAAUUAAUUAUAUCUAUAUUUUCCUACUAGAUACCACCAAAGCAGACUAUGGGCUUGUCAACAGAAAAAGAAAAAUGGGUAAGCUUUUCGUUAGUCUUUACAUUUUUUACUAUGUUUUAAGCUUGACUUUAAGGUCAGGGCCUUCUCUUGCCACGUAACAAAAUUAGGGAUUAAUAGAUUUAUACAAGUAUCAUUCUUUAGUUACAAGUAUAUCCAGUCCUGCAAAGAAGUGCCCUCCACAUAUUUACCAGAGUGUUGAGGCCUGUGGCCAUUCCGUUAAGGCAGAACACAGUGUGCAAAGCGUAAAAAGUGGCAGAUUGUGGCAUUUUUGUUUGCACACUGCAUUCUGCAUAGUAAAUGACCCCAUAGUUGUAAAAUACAUCAUAUUAUAGAAGAUAUUCUGUUAACAAUGACACUGACUACUACAUAGCACCACAUUGAUUGCUAUUACUAAAUUUGAGGGUUCUGGGUUUGAUCCCUAAAAUCUUCUGCAGGUAGUCUGUAUGUUAUCAUUUGUUUUUUGGGGUUUUGCUCCCAAGCAUGAUUACACUCAUGUUAAUUAGCUUUUUAUAAUAGUGACCCUAGAGUGUGUGGCAGUUCAAGCUUUACUCUAUUGCUCAGCUUAGAUAGGUCAUUGUAUUUCUCUAAAUAUACAUAUAUAUAUAUUUAUCUUCUUUGUCUUCUAGACAACAUCAAUAUAGAAGAAAGAGGCGGCAUGCCUAAAACAAAGGACGAAAGAGGCAAAAUGCCUAAAAAUAUGAAUGAAAGAGGCGAGAUGGCUAAAAGGAGAAAAAUAAGUAAGUUGUUGGCUGUUAAUAAUUCACAGUUCACUUUCUUUCAAGAAUCUAAAAACAUUUGAAAGCUUGACGUUUCAAUAUUAUGGACGUUAAUGCUCUAUGACCCCGUCCUAUACACAUAACUGUUGGAACUUGGGAUUGGAAUUGUUGACUUGCAGCGCUGUAAUCCUUGGUUUGACUCUGACUAUGUAACUACUGACUACUACUCUCUGUACAGGGAUUGUAUGUUGUCCCUGUGUUCAAGCCAAUAAUACAGGGGUAGAUAAACUUGAUAAAGCCCUAGAGAGCAUAUACUAUUAAUUGAUAAAUGGGAAUGUAAGCUCUGCAGGGUGAAUGGAAAAACAUGCUAUAUAAUAAUAUAUCCACAAAACCCCAGGUCCCAAGAAUUCCCAUGCCUGUACCAGUUGAUACUAUAAUGUUCUUGGACACAACGUGCAUAAAUCAAGCUAUAUGCAGAAAUAACAUUUAUUCACAAUACAUUACUAUCUUGUGAUUUUUAGCCUUUGAAGAUUUCCCCCCAAAGUGGAAGAGAGAGAGGCAACAUUCUUGGAACCAUGCCCCUCGAAAUCACACUGGCAGAUGGAAGAAAGACAAGCAAGCAUGCGUAAACAAUGGAUUCUUUACUUGGAACAAGCCAACUAUUCAAGUCAGAAUAGAAAUGAGGCCUGAAAGAUGUUACCAGCGAAAAUGGAGCCAGCCUAAGGGCAGAACACGAUUUCGUCCAUAUUAAGAACUCAUUCAUAAAAAGUUUCAGGGCCUAAAAGAUCUUACCUGCAAAAAUGGAGCCGGCAUAAGAGCAGAAGACGAUUUCAUCCAUAUUAAGAACGCAUUGAUAAAAUGUUGCAGGGCCUAAAAGAUCUUACCAGCAAAAAUGGAGCCGGCAUAAGAGUAGAAGAAGUUUUCGUCCAUAUUAAGAACGCAUUGAUAAAAUGUUACAGGGCCUGAAGGAUGUUACCAGAAAAAACUGGAGCCGGCAUAAGAGCAGAAGACGUUUUCAUCCAUAUUAAGAAAACAUUAAUAAAACGUUGCAGGGCCUGAAAGAUCUUAACAGCAAAAAUGGAGCCGGCCUAAGGACAAAAGACGAUUUCGUCCAUAUUAAGAACGCAUUAAAAUGUUGCAGGGCCUGAAAGAUCUUAACAGCAAAAAUGUUGCCGGCCCAAGAGCAGAAGACGAUUUCAUCCACUUAAAAACGCAUUAAUAAAAUGUUGCAGGGCCUGAAAAAUCUUAUCAUCAAAAUUGGAGCCGGCCUAAGAGCAGAAGACGAUUUUGUCCAUUUUAAGAACACAUUAAUAAAAUGUUUUUCAGUUUAUUGAAACUGUUCUUUUUAGUUGAGUAGUGGCUGUAGGUGUAAGAGACGGGAGUGUGACUGCAGAGGUAGUGGGAACUUUAGUGUGAAUGUCAGUAGAUCGUUAUUUCAUUGAUAUAGGAGAUAUAAACAUCUUAGGGUCGGGAAGAAAAUUCCUAAAAUAUGAGACAGGUCAUGAAGGACAAUAGGUUUGAAGUGACAGACAAUGUUCAUUAGGGCUCACUGACCAUAGAGAAGAAGCUGUACUAUACAGAUAGAGCCAGCCUGGUUUGUGUGUCUGGCGCGCUGUAACUAAAUGGGAAACACGCGCUAUGUGCGCUAUAUGCAGUUCCUCACGUUGCCUUGACGAACAAAAAAAAUUUCAUUCAACUGCAUUAUUGAAAAUGAACACCAGGUGGCGCAUGGUACACUUAGCCCUUAAUAGGAAGAACUUGACAACGGCAAACUGCUUCGUAUGCAGAAAAGUAAAUCACAUAAAUGUAUUGAUUUCGGUCUGGGAAACUUGGCAAAACAUUCCUCCAACUUCUGUUACUAUUGUGUGCCACAGUCUGGAUGAUUUGCAAAAUCGUUUUGUCACUUAGGUUGUGUUCAACUCUGACAUGGUUAUGGAGUGCUAAUUCCUGCUCCAUUUAACAUUGGGCUCU
Messenger RNA from Xenopus laevis (African clawed frog), 4824 nucleotides. RefSeq lists its product as uncharacterized. NCBI's taxonomy places the organism in Eukaryota, Metazoa, Chordata, Amphibia, Anura, Pipidae. The record is from RefSeq and is a predicted model, not a curated record. The transcript is spliced from 10 exons. The coding region runs from base 360 to 974 and encodes 204 amino acids.